UAAUUAUACUUCAUUAUGUUGUGCUUAUUAUGCUAGAAAUUCACAUUUGAAAUGUAUGCACAUCUAACUUGGUAACCCCUCGUUGUUGCCAAUAGUGGUUUUUUCAAUUACCAUGGUGUUUAACGAGCAAAGAUUUAUUUCUUUAGUAAGCGUACGCAUUUGCUCUCAACUACAAUAACUAAUUUCAAAAGAAAAAACUCGGUUGUUAUAGUCUUUUUGUUUUAUAAAUUCUAAUAGUUGUAGUUGCGGAACUCAUAUGAGCCGUAAUAUUAACAUAAUGCCGAAGAUGAAGAUACGCAUACGGAAUGCCUGGUAUGAACCAGACUUGAGUAGUGAGGGGAUUUACCUUUGCCCAAUGCCUCAACCACCUCCAUCGCCAGCAGGUGCGCUAUGGUCCACAAACUUGAAACCGCACGAAAGGCUCUUCUAUCAUCAGACAUUGAACUCUGUACGACAAAGUAAACGUUUUAUUGCAACACCUCAAAUACCUCGUGAUUCGUUGGAUUUUAGGCUACAAGCGCGCUACGAUCACUCCCAUGAAGUAUUUCCAGAACCCGUGGAUACAGUAUUACAACGAGAAACUUGUGCCUACCAAAGAAUUGAUGGUGAUGGCACAGAUAAUAUUGUGGAGCUGAAAUCCUUUCGUGUUUUACAGAAUGUCAAGACAGUACAGUUGCCAGCAAGUGACGCCCAAGAUCAUCCUUUAAAAAUUGGUGGUAUUAAGGAGAAGAUUUCGCCACAUAGUGUUAAAUUAAUCAACAGUGGUGUGCACAGUCAAUUGGUAAACAAUGGAUUUUCACGACAAACUGGAGAUGGGAAUUUUUUCCGUUAUUAGACAUAACUUUUAUUUAUAACAUAAAAAUUAAUUGAAAAAUUGCUUCAGAAAAUGUCGUUCAUAGUAGCUCCGAAUUUUGUACAUGCACAUGA
Anastrepha obliqua is the source of this 927-nucleotide messenger RNA. Its product is annotated as protein CFAP276. The record is from RefSeq and is a predicted model, not a curated record. Bases 257 to 835 code for a protein of 192 amino acids. The transcript has a single exon. NCBI's taxonomy places the organism in Eukaryota, Metazoa, Arthropoda, Insecta, Diptera, Tephritidae.